UUACCAGGGUCGAAGGGCUCUCCCGAUCCGCUUGGAAGGCCCUUGGGAAUAAGACAGGAGGUGGGACACGUAUUGAAACAUUCUGACCAUUUCAGAUGAAAGGGGAAAGACGUGACGCCAUCAUGUUUAUAAAACCCAGUCUAGCAUGUUCAACAGAAGACUGAAGUUUGGUAUAAAAUGCACAUCAAUGCUACAUUUCUGUACCUGUAAAGAGACUGAGUGCGCAGUAAAGGAGAAGAGACACGGAGGAAAGGUGUGUGAAGAGGAUGCUCAGUGCUCUAGGGGCUGGUGCUGUGCUGGAAGCCUGUGGAUCCGAGGUCUCCAGCUCUGCACCCCAUUUGGUCAGCAUGGAGAUGAGUGUCGCCCAUACUUCCCCAAGAUGCUAUGUCUUAGAAAAUGGCACUACAACCCUGUUUGUCCAUGCUUACCAAAACACACAUGCAUGAGAUGGAAAGAAGGAACAUAUCGCUGUACAGAGGACGCUAAAAGAAUGAAGUCAAGUUUCAGAAGAAUGUAAAAUGGGUUUUCUUCACAGUACCUUCCGCAAUAGCGACAGCAGCCGGAUACUUUACUGUUGCGACAAUUAAGUGACCUAACAGAAUGAAUAAAAACUAAAAGAAAGCUACUAUGAAGAUGUGACAAUACUAAAAUAAAUAAAAACACGUGGUGUGUGUGUGUGUGUGCAUAAAGACACAUUUUUUUUGUACUACAUACUGUCAGUAUGUAGUAUGAGGCUUAUUAGUUCAUUAUUCACAUUGAGAUUGUUAUUUAUUACCUUUUCUUCCAACAUAUUAGUAACAGCUUGUGGAAGGGGUGUGGGUAAUUCACUGACCAGGAGACAGACAGGUGUAAUUGAA
Molecule: messenger RNA, 857 nt
Organism: Polyodon spathula (Mississippi paddlefish)
Lineage: Eukaryota; Metazoa; Chordata; Actinopteri; Acipenseriformes; Polyodontidae
Product: prokineticin-1-like
Exons: 5
Coding region: 146-517 (123 amino acids)
Source: RefSeq, a predicted model, not a curated record